Messenger RNA from Sorghum bicolor (sorghum), 1459 nucleotides. RefSeq lists its product as uncharacterized. Bases 875 to 1381 code for a protein of 168 amino acids. Lineage: Eukaryota; Viridiplantae; Streptophyta; Magnoliopsida; Poales; Poaceae. The record is from RefSeq and is a predicted model, not a curated record. The transcript has 2 exons.
UCGGAACUAAACAAGGACUUGGAUUUGCUCGUGAUCGGUGUCGACCUCUCUCUGUCAUUGGAUUUUACUCGUGUGAUGUUGCCCAGUGAAGCUGCCUGGCCUGGACGGACGGGUGGACGUUGCAGUUUGUGGGCUGGCUAAUCAAAUCAUCGGCAAGGCCACUUGACUUGAGGUGGCGUGGCGUGUCGUCGGCACGUACAGACAAAGAACCUACUAUCACUUCAUCUCCUGUAUAUACUAGAUUGGCACGGUUUUCCUGUGCCUUUUGCGAUAGCAACGGCACCUGUCUUUUUACGGGAAAUUCAUUGGAUUGGGUCGCAGUUGAGGACUCGAGAUAAAAGAGGCGAAGAUCAUCAUGUAUAAGAGAGAGAGAGGAAAAAAAAGAACAUCAUUUUGGGAGCAGUGAAAUUGGAACGUACCAAGUUUAUUAUUUCUGCUGUUCGAGACUGCAAAUGACUUGUUUAUUUUUUGAGGAAAAAAACUGCUAAUGACGUGUGGUACUCAAGAGUCAAGACAGAACCAAGACAUUUGGGACCUGUUUGGUAGGCUGGCUAUCCCUGUACAGGUCUGCCGGAGCUUAAAUGAACCCGUUUGGUUGCUCAUUUUCGGCCCGUAGCCAGGCUUCACGAGGCCACCGUACGCGUCCUGGCUCCCAGAAAACGGAGGGUGGAUCCGUUUUUCUGGGGCCUGGCUUGGCCGCCGCUCGCCCGCCCAUCUCGUCACCGCCCGUCUCCUCGCCGUGUGCGCCCUUCCGCUCGCGAAGUCGAUCAGCACCCACUGCACAGCGAGAUCCAGCGCCGCCGCCGGCCUCUCCACGCAGGAAGAUGGGCAGUGUGUCACCUCGGUUUGGGAGCAGAGGCUCGAUCUGAGGAGGAUGACGACGCCAGCAUGCUCCGGCCAUCAACGCGAAUGCUCCCACGACGCUCGACGACAAGCUCGCGAGGUGGACGUGCUCCUCCCCUUCGACGACGAGCUCUCGUGGCGGCAGGGCGGGGUCCGUAGGCGGGUUUCGUGCUGCCGUGCUCCUUCUCCGAGGUGCUCGCUGUGCUCCGUGCUGAUCCCGUGCUCGGAGAAGAAGAGGGUGACAACGAAGCUGCCCAGGACGAGCUAUAUGACAUCGGUCAUGGAAGCGACGGCGAGCGGCACAGCACCCGUGACCCACCAGAGGAAGACCCAGGCGAGCACGGUGAGCAUGUUGCGUGCCUCGCGGUGGCCGUGGGCGUGGACGCCACCCCAGCGCCGACACCGAGGUGUGGAGAUGCUCGUCGAGAUGCGUCGGGUGCUCGUCGUUUGCCCAGGUGCUUGCUUCUCAUCAGCCAUGGCGUGGAGUAGCAAAUCCCACCACGUGAGGUGCCCACCACAUGUUUGUGUAAAUGUGUGAAAGAAGGUAUCUUUACCGGCUCCUGAAAGAGGUGAUUCUAUGCAAAAUAAACUAGGCAACCAAACAUACCAUUCUCUA